GUGCAUCUCGAAAGCCUGGUCGGGCUCGGGGACGGAUGAGCUUCUCAUCCUCAUGACCUAUGUACCUGGCGUCACGUGCCCGGCUGAAUACCGCGAUGUCAAGGACGCAAACGAGUGCCAGCGCCUUGCCAUUCAGUAUGGGCACACUUUUGAGGGCAAACUGACCGAAGACGGCAACUGGAUUCACGGCUGCUUUGAAUGGUAUGAUACCAAAUACGCUGAUGGGGGCAGUCCCAAGGGAUCAUUCCUGAAAGUCUACUGGAACGAACGCCCGGGCGCAACCGAGGGUGUCUAUGGCGGCCACAAGCCGUGCGUCUACAACCCACAGUAG
This is a messenger RNA of Emiliania huxleyi CCMP1516, 331 nucleotides long. RefSeq lists its product as hypothetical. NCBI's taxonomy places the organism in Eukaryota, Haptophyta, Isochrysidales, Noelaerhabdaceae. The coding region runs from base 53 to 331 and encodes 92 amino acids. The transcript is spliced from 3 exons. The record is from RefSeq and is a predicted model, not a curated record.